AGUUUUAUCAGAGUCGUACCGGUAGCAAUAACAAUAUCGCUUGCACCAUAUUAUUUUGAUACAAUUUAUUUUAAAAAUUAGCAUCUAAAGCUGUAUUUGAUUUGCAAAAGCUCUUUUUAAAGCUUCGUGACGGGGGGUGGGGCGGUGGGGGGAAAGAACAAACAACAAAAUGGACGCGUUAACUCGGAGUCGGUGACGAUUUUGAAUUUUUAAAUAAUCCGACUCCACAUUCCAGGGUUAAAGUUAUGAUUAUGAUUUUUUUUUUACUUUACUAAGCAAGAUUUAUCACGUGGUUUAGCCAAUAUAAGAGAGAGAUUCAGGUUUUUAGUUCGUACAGUAGUCGGAUGAACACAAGUCAUCUCACGGUCUGUACUGUAUAAUCUAUAACCCCAAAAACAUUUCUUUUCUGUUUUUUGAAAAAAUGGCCAGACAUUGUGGAUUGUCGUUUUCUUUGGUAUGUGUUUUACUGGCGUCACCGACAUUCGUCAAAGCGUUGUCGAUUCUGGAAGAACCAGAGGUGCCUCCUGCGCCACAGGAUGAGCCAACAUCCCCUCCGGAAACACCUUAUACAGAUGGGACACCGUUUCCUCCGGAGACGCCCAACACCCCAGAACCAACUGUAAUCUGGGGGGAUCCACCCUUCACUAGCCAAGAAACACCACCGACUCCGUUUACCAACGAUGUCCCUGUUACUCCCCCUCCUACAGAAACCCCGUGUGAAGAAGAUACAAUUGCGCCACAUCCAUAUCCCGAAGGCGGAUGUGAGGUAAGCUGCAUAAACAUUAUCUGUUUUUUUUGCCAUUGUUCAAAUCUUUUAAUAAUCUAACCCUAUUUUAUUUAUUACAUUUUUUAAAAUUAUUUUAUUGGGGUGGGGGUGUAAUUUAAAGUUGUGUUGUUAAUUACAAAUAUAUACAUUAAUUAACUAAUUUUUAAUGUUUUGUUUUCGUGGAAGACCGUGAUUCAGUCCCUGUAUGCGUAAAGUUCAACGUACUUCAAAGUAACAAAAAUCUUCAUAAGAGAAACUUUUAAAAAUUGUUUGCAUCUUUAAAAUCGAUUUUUUUUCCUGCUGAAAAUAUCUUGAAAUCUACAAGUCAAGUUGGGACAUUUCCCCCACCCCAAAACAAUCUUCGCCCCCCUAAGACCCACCCGGGGUCAUUAAGAAGAUGAUGUUGUUUGUGUGGUAAAUUCUAGCUCCUUAACUGGAUGACAGACAUCCUGCAAGUGGACACGUCAGCACUGGCGUAGGAAGGGGGUCAAGGGCGGGCCACGCCGGUAGAAGCUAUUUUUAUGAAGAGAGAAAUCAUCAUUGUGCUCCAUACUAUAAGAUAUGAACUACAUACUAUAAGAUGUGGGCUACAUACUAUAAGAUGUGAACUACAUACUAUAAGAUGUGGACUACAUACUAUAAGAUGUGGACUACAUACUAUAAGAUGUGAACUACAUACUAUAAGAUGUGGACUACAUACUAUAAGAUGUGGACUAUAUCCUAUAAGUUGUUGACUACAUACUAUAAGAUGUGAACUACAUACCAUUAGAUGUGGACUACAUACUAUAAGAUGUGGGCUACAUACUAUAAGAUGUGAACUACAUACUAUUAGAUGUGGACUACAUACUAUUAGAUGUGGACUACAUACUAUAAGAUGUGGGCUACAUACUAUAAGAUGUGAACUACAUACAAUAAGAUGUGGACUACAUACUAUAAGAUGUGGGCUACAUACUAUAAGAUGUGAACUACAUACUAUAAGAUGUGGACUACAUACUAUAAGAUGUGGGCUACAUACUAUAAGAUGUGGACUACAUACUAUAAGAUGUGGACUACAUACUAUAAGAUGUGGACUACAUACUAUAAGAUGUGAACUACAUACUAUAAGAUGUGGACUACAUACUAUAAGAUGCGGACUACAUACUAUAAGAUGUGGACUACGUACUAUAAGAUGCGGACUACAUACUAUAAGAUGCGGACUACGUACUAUAAGAUGCGGACUACGUAUUAUAAGAUGCUAACUACAUACUAUAAGAUGCGAACUACAUACUAUACGAUGUGGACUACGUACUUGAUAUGAACUAUAAGAUUUGGACUACAUACGAUAAGACAGGCUUGCACAACAUAUGACCCGCCAGCACCAAUUUUGCGGCCCGCGAAGCAACAAAAUUUUCUUUAUUAGUAUUUUUUUCUUAGGGGUCGUCCAUUAAUUAAGUGAACAAUUUUUUCGCAANUUUAUACCCCAAAACCCCCCCCCCCACAAAAAAAAAUGAAUUAUAAUACAAAUAAAAUUAAUAAAUACGUUUUACUUUUUGCUGUUGUAUUUUAAUAACACAAAAUUGUAGGAAAAACAUUUUAUUACAUCUUUAGCUUGUCAAUCAACAAGUUAAAAAGUUUUUACACUUCAAUUUGAUAAACAGAAACAAUUAAAAGUUUGUUAAAGACUAAAUAUCAUUGUUUGUGGAAGUAUGAAUAUGAUUAUUGUCACUAUAGCUAACAAUGAUAGUAUAGUUUGUAGUUUGUUUAUAGUCUGUGUGAGCAAUAGUUGCCAUAAGCUCUCUCUCUGUCUUUGAGUUGUUAUAGUUGUUAUUCAACACCAAUGAGUUGGUGUACAAUGAAGUGUUAAUCAUUCUAGGGAGCGGAUUAAGAGAAAAAUGACAGGCGAAGAGAUGCCAAUUUUUUUACUUCUCUUGCACUAACAAAGUGUGCUAACCUUCUGACCAGCUAUCUGCAGUGCACAGACAGACACACAUUAAAUAACUCUUACAGUGUUAAAAUCCUAAACAUAUAUGACUUUUUACACUCAUUGAAUUCUUUAAAAUAACGUAAGAACCCGUCAAUUUUUAAGAAUACACUUUUAAAGGAAACACAUGAUUGUUGACGUCAACUAAUCUAAACCCACCUACCUCCCUCUUGUCAAUAACUGUCAAACAUUUCCACCCCCCCCCCUAUUUUGUUGACGUAAUUAAUAGACGACCCCGUAAUAGCUUCCACACCCCCCCCCCCCUUUUUCUUAUUUUCUUUCGGUCCGCACACGUUUUUCCUAAAGUAUUACGACACGAUAAACAUUUGAGUUGUGCAGGCCUGCUAUAAGAUAUUGGCUACAGACUAUACGAUGUGGACUACAUACUAUAAAAUAUAGGCUACAUAUUAUAAGAUAUGGACUGCAUACUAUAUACUAAUGGACUACAUGCUAUGAGAUAUGCCUUGUGUUUGAUAUGUAUUCUGUAUGUUUGUGGGUUUCAUAAACAGCGGGAGGGUCAAGUCCAGCCCAAGAGUCACAAAACUCUGUCUACACCACUGUAGUACAUUCUUUAUUAUAGAAUAAGUACAUAUAAAUGAAGCAGGACCGGCGCUUGGGGAGGGGAGGGACGACGACCGCCCUAGGCCCCUCACUUGUUAGGGGCGCGUGUAGCCUUUUUAAUAUUUGAUAUUAAAAAUAAUAAUACUAAAGUUAUUUGAAAAUCACGCUUUAUCCCCAAGGGCUCGAAGCGUGGUACAAAGUCAUCUAUAUUAAAAAAAAAGAAAUGAAAAAAUCUAUAUUUUACCACAUUGAAAUACAAAACGCAACAUUACAAAAGCUACAUACGAGAAUACCAAUUCUAAGUCUUUCAUCCCCUGCAACCAUAAACAAUACAGCCAGGCCGUCCCUAUUCAUAGUUUGUAAUUUCAAGUCAACACAAUGUUCAUUGUACAACAUCAGUUGAAUCUAGGGACGAGCCACGACAGACGCCAGAAGAAUCUCGUAGGAUAAACUAUUUCUUGUGGUUGCUAGACCAUGCGUUGACAUCCUUGAAGACAACGUUUCCAACAACUGAACCUGUGCUUUUGACAUAUUGGAUUUCUAUAUGACAUUCAGCAACUCCGCACCAUGACACUGGCUAAACUGCUGUGUGAAGUUGGACAUGUCUUUGAGAAGCUGUAAUUCGCGGGAUAGAGAUGGUUUGGGAUUACUGCGAGGAUCUGAAGAUAUUGAGUUAAAUUGUUCCCCACAGGAGAAGUACAAACAGGACCCCCCCCCCACACACACCACCGGCCAUGAAUGAAGUAGCAGACCUGUAUACCCCUAACCCCUACGCUUUCACCGUAGUAACUACAUUUGUAAGCAUAAGACUACGGCACUGCGACGAGGCUAAAAAAAAAUACAUAAAUACGGUUUCGAGAGUUUUUUCGUUUGGUUUAUUUCUAAGUAAAAAAAUUAAUAAUUGGGGUGUUUUCAGUAAAAAUUUACAGCAUUUUCGUGUUAACACCGUAAGCAAUCGAAUAAGAAUAACUGUGAUUGGCCUUUGCGGUGUCCAUCUCAAUGAACCAAUUAGAGUUUUUUUUUUUUUUUUUUUUCUUUUAGAAGAUUGCGUUGUUAAUACUUAUUUGCCAAUGUGCUUGCCGGAGACCUUCUCUCAUCCUUAAGAAACAAAUAGGAAGACCAUAUCAUGUAUAUUUAUAUCUGUUAAAUUACAUAAGCAAUUAAGUGGAUUUCCUUACACAACUUGUAUUUUGAUUGCAAGCCCCCCCCCCUCUCCCCCUAAACCAAACGACUCUUUGGAGCUUGAAACUACGUUUCAUAGAGCUGAAAACGACCGCGACACUAACCCAGGGGUAAACAGGUCUGGGGUAGGCGCUUAGAUAUGAAAUAGAUCUUAGUCAUUCUAACAAAACUAGAAUAAAUUACCCCGAUGUUAUCGGGAUAAUGAUGGUAGGUCUUUUGCGAUAUUUUCUAACUGCUAUUGCAAAAAAUUCAUCCCAAUUCAUAACUUUUAAAAUGAAAUGAUAUUUACGUUUCUAACAUCAUUAAGUUUUGAGAAGUGUUUAUCUGCUAUAUAUGAUACGCGUACACUACACCCUUUCACGCUCCUAAACUACUUUUUCCCCUCUAAACAUGACCUUAAAUUACCCAGUCUAAAUUAUCACUAAUUAUAUCACUUUGGUCACCAAAGAACUUGAGGGACAAUUACUAAGCUAGAGAACUAUUUUAGAUUUACCCCUUUUCGUGCCCUUGAAUUACAACUUUUUUCACUCAAAAUGUACUCAAACCACCAAAUUUUAAAUUUACAACAAAAACUCUAUAUAUGAUAUAAAUAUAUUUUGUAUUACAGGAAUUCGAUAUAUAUUGAUAUCUUCCUCAAAAAUUUAAACUCAUUUUUGCCUUUUAAAAAAAAUUAUACAUUAUCAGAAAAUCGUAAAACAAAGAAUUCUUUUAUCUAAGAAGAAUCUCGUAACUGUUUUUUCACGCCUAUAUCAGAUUUGACUGCCUUUUUUAAUAAAUUAAAUUGUUAAUCUCAUAAGAAUACACACCUCUUUAACUUUUGCAAAGUAACAACAAAAAUAUAUUUUCAUUUUUUAAAAAAAAAGAAAAUAUUAACCCAUCUUCAUUGGUCAAAAUUUAAUUUUCAAGUGUGUAAAAAGAUUGUGUUUUGAUAUGCAUGGAUAUAUUUAUAUAAAUGUACCCAAGAUUUGUUAACGCCAUUGAUUUUAUUAUUUGAUAAACAUAUGUUUAUUUGUAAAAAGAGAAUUUAACAUCUCUUUUUUCACAAAUGUAAUACCAUAGGAUUUAAAUAUAUUGUCAGCCACGUAAAACUGUACACAUGCUAUUUCCUACCUCCGAUAUGAAUGUACCCAAGAAGGUGAAUUAUUUAUCAAAUUCAUUCCUUUAUUUUGGGACGUAUCUUGUGCUGCGUGGGGCAAAGAGACCAACCCCUCCACCACCCAGAUUUAAAUAAAUUUAGAAAAUCUUCCACCGGAUUGUAGUUCCUUCCAUACCCAAACUAACAUAUUUUGUACUUCAUAUGGUGGGUUCUUAUUUGUUUGAGGUAUAAGUGGAUUAAUAAAUGCUAUUUAGCUAUGGAGUUGCGCUGCACUGAUUGACUUAGUCCGCAUUUUCUUAUUAGAAUUAUAUUGAAAUGUUAGUUUUUAUUUCGUUAUAAAUUUAAUAAAAGUAUAUUUUUUUAUUUAAAAAAAGGCAAAAUUGUUUAAAUGUAAAAAUAUACAAAGCAAAAAUGUGUGUGUGUGUUUUAUUAACAAUUUAAAAACAAUCAAUUGUAUUUAUCAAUUUUAAUUUUAAGAACGGAAAAUACAGCAUCAGUUUUGUCACGCGCGGUUAUUAAAUUUAAAGAAACCCAAAAUUAUUGGUGAAAUAGGCUAUUCGUGCUAUGACGUCAUUUGGGUGAUUAUUUAGAACAAUUUAAUUUUAAUUGUAUUUCGCAAUAUUAACAACGCACUAAAAGACGCACUAAAAAUGACUGAUGCUUGGGUUUUCCCGAUAAAGUGAUUACGGUGUAAUUCUUUGAUUAUGAUUUUUUUAAAUAUUUUUAUUUUUUCAUAACUUUCAAACACAUAUAAAAUGCUUAAAAUAGUUCCUUAGUUAAUAUUUUAAAUGUAUUUGUAAUUUUUAAUAAUAUUACUUUAACUUUUAAUAAAAUAAAAGUGGUGUUAAAAUAUUUUUUGCGCAUUUAUAAUUUUCGAUUUCCGUAAAAUAAUAGAAAAAUAACUAUGAUUGUUUUUAGGAAUCCGAAAGUACAUAAAUCGUAUAGGCUCUUUGGCGUUAUGUCACUGUAGCUCAUUCUUAUAUAUAUAUAUAUAUAUAUAUAUAUAUAUAUAUAUAUGUAUAUCAUCUUUCCGUCUGCGGGAGACGAUAGAUUAUCUUUAUUGCUUGCAGCUCUUGGUGUGGCUGGUGAGACCAAUCCUCGAAUGGCAGUCUCUGUUACAUUUCCCACACACGAAUGCGGUGGAGCAGUAUUUGCCGGCCUUCCUCCUCGCUCUUUUUGCAGCUGUUUCCGCCCUGUUUUGAUCCUCGGCAUGUAGUGAUCCUGCCUUCACGAUGCCCUGCCAUGAGGAUCGAUCCUCUGCCAACUCCUCCCAGUUUGAGAUGUCGAUGUUAGAUGACUUCAUGUCUCUUUUGCAUAUGUCUAAGUAUCUCAGACGAGGCCGUCCAACUGACCUUUUCCUUGUCGCCAGCUCGCUGUAUAGCACGUCCUUUGGUAUGCGACCAGAUUGCAUUCGCUUGACGUGUCCAAGCCAGCGGAGGCGUCUUUGGAUUAACAUGGCUGGGACGCUACAGAUAUUUGUUUGGGACAGGAUAUCCGUGUUGGGGACUUUGUCUUGCCAUUUAAUGUCAAGGAUGUGGCGCAGGCAUCUGAGGUGGAAGCCAUUGAGCCUUCUUUCGUGUUUAGAGUAUGUGGUCCACGACUCGCAUCCAUACAGAAGUGUGCUCAGUACGCAGGCCUGGUAAAGAUAUGUGAAUCUGUCAACAGUAUCCAAGUCGUAGUCGUCGAUGGCGAUAGUGGGGAGGGAGUCAGCGCCCUGUGCCAUAAUGUUAGUUUUCUUUAGGCUAAUUGUCAGGCCAAACUCUUUGCAGGCAGCGGAUAGGCUGGAUACGAGGCUCUGCAGGCCGUCAGCUGUGUGAGAUACCAAAGCGGCAUCUUCCGCAAACAAGAUCUCUCGCAGCAAGACCUUUCUUGUUUUAGUCUUAGCUCUAAGGCGGGCAAUGUUGAAUAAUUUGCCGCCAUCUCUAGUGUGGAUGUAUAUCCCCUCGCUGUUGUUCUGAAAGGCAUACUGGAGUAGGAUGGAGAAAAAGAUUGCAAAUAAAGUAGGAGCCAGCACCCAACCUUGCUUAACUUCACUACUCACUGGAAAAGUUUCUGAGGCGGCACCGUUAUAGCACACUGUGCCCUGCAUGUUUUCGUGGAACUGCUUGAUGAUGUUAAGCAGUCACGUAGGGCAGCCUAUCCUUUUGAGGAUCUGAAACAGGCCGCUUCUGCUGACAAGAUCAAAAGCCUUAGGGAGGUCGACAAACGCAAUGUAUAAAGGCAUAUGUUGCGCCCUUCCAUUUCUCCUGCAGCUGGCGCAGAGAGAAGAUCAUGUCUAUGGUUGACCUACCGGUGCGAAAACCACAUUGCGAUUCUGGGAGUACACGCGAUGCUAGGGUCUGUAGGCGUGUUAAUGCAACUAAAUAUAUAUAUACUAUAAAAUCUAAUUUAAUUCCCCCCCCCCCCAAUAUAUAUAAUUCUAAUUGUUAUCUCUAUCAAACAGUCACCACCGCCUUACGACAGUCCUUGUGCAUGGUGUCAGUGUGCUGACGGCCAAUGGAUGUGUGCAAUAAUGGACUGCGCGCCGCGGGCUUGUGUUGAUGGAUACACGGUUCCCGGCGAGUGCUGUGAAACCUGCCCCAACGGUGAGUCUCAAUCCUAAUCGACACAAACGGCCUGCCCCAAUGGUGAGUCUCAAUCCUAAUCGACACCAACGGCCUGUCCCAACGGUGCGUCUCAAUCCUAAUUGACACAAACGGCCUGUAUCAACGGUGAGUCUCAAUCCUAAUUGACACAAACGACCUGUCUCAACGGUGCGUCUCAAUCCUAAUUGACACAAACGACCUGUCUCAACGGUGCGUCUCAAUCCUAAUUGACACAAACGACCUGUCUCAAUGGUGAGUCUCAAUCCUAAUUGACACAAACGACCUGUCCCAAUGGUGAGUCUCAAUCCUAAUUGACACAAAAGACCUGACCCACUGGUGAGUCUCCAUCCUAUUUGAUACAAAAGACAUGUCCUAAUGGUGAGUCUCAAUCCUAAUUGACACAAAAGACCUGUCCCACUGGUGAGUCUCGAGAUAAAAUGAAUUAACCAACAAAUUAUUUUAAUCUGUAUCAAAUUAUAAAAGAGUUGAUUUGAAUUGUUUCAUUCUUAUUUUAUAUUAAUGAAUAAAAAAAUUUUUAAGGUUAGUUGAGAAUUCUGUCACUUGCUACUAUUUGCUUCCCUUUCCACGGCUCAUCCCUAGCAAUGGACAACUAGCUAAUAAUAUGUUUGUUAAGCAAAAGUGAGAUAUAACCGCCUACAGGAAAAAAAAAACAACACAACACUUUAUGAGUUUUGCAUUUUUACAGGUAGCUAUUUCUAGUUUCUAAUCAGUCUCUAAAUAUUAACAUGUAAAUUUUUCUGACAACUUGUAACGUGGGAUUUGUUUGGAGGUAAUAAAAAAAAAUAUAUCUUAAUCUUUGUAUAUCUUAAUAGGAGGAUUUUGGCAGAGAAAAAACAAGAUAUACUAUAAAGCAUAAAGUAUUAUAAAGCUAGUGUGACUCAUGAAGUCUUGGGGUAACCAAGCUACUAGAACAGAGAUUCUCAGCCCGCGGGAGGGGACCUCAAAUAAGUUUGCGAAGGGAUGAUGUGGGGGUUGAAAAUGACCCCCCCCCCUUAAAAAAAUGUAUGGAAAACCUGAAGAAACCAAAGACGCAACAAAACAACGAAUGUGUCGUCAAGAAGCCCCUUUAGCGAGCCAACAACAGUAAAAUAUCAAAUAAAAAUAACACUUCGCUGCAGUGUAGUAUCCGAGAGGUCAGCAAGAGCAGUAUCUGAGAGUGGGGCGGGGGGGGGGGGGCCGGCUGCAACAACAGACUUAGAGAAGUGGUGAGAUUUAAACAGCCUUCUUGUUUUAAAUGACUUUCUGUCUUAAUACCAACAACAGUAAAAUAUCAAAUAAAAAUAACACUUCGCUGCAGUGUAGUAUCCGAGAGGUCAGCAAGAGCAGUAUCUGAGAGGGGGGCGGGGGGGGGGGUGCCGGCUGCAACAACAGACUUAGAGAAGUCGUGAGAUUUAAACAGCCUUCUUGUUUUAAAUGACUUUCUGUCUUAAUGUCUGCGUAACAAUUUACGUGAUGGGAUUGAGUGCGUCACCAGUGACGCCACAUUCUAUUUGAACAUUAAGUGUCCAUUUUUUUUUUCCUUUUCAAUAAUGACCAUCUUCAAAAAGUCAUGUUGUUCUCAAGAUAUCGCAAUGAGGUCAGUGUGCCUUGAAAACGCUUGAGAACCUGUGCGCUAGAGCUGCUGAGCUUAGUCAUACACCGCGGUUAAUAAGAUUGUACAGGUCCUGGCUUACAGUGACACUUUUUGACGAUUUGUGACAACCUCUGGCCUGCUGAAAUUUAAAAAAAAAAAAAAAGAAAUUCUUUUUUUUAAAUUGUAUCCUGAAAGCGUUGACCCGUGAUGUCCGGAGAAGAGAUUGGAGAACUAAAAAUGGCGUGGGCUCCCAGGAGAGAAACUCCUGAUGUAAAAGACAGGUUGAUACACUCAAUGACUUAACAGAUGACACCUGCUAGAUGACACACUAGUCAUGUAAAAAGCUUGUGAAGGUCUAAUCUUCGGCUGGUUUCAGGCAGGUAAACCUUUAGGUUUUGCCUCAUUGUAUCGAGCUACGUUAACCGCAAAUCACCGAUGACGUGAAAGAUUGGCUUUUAACAUCUUAUCGGGGUAGCCUGAGCCAGUGGCGUAGCGAGGGUGCUUGGCGCCCGGGGACAAGAUUCGCGCCCGGGGACAAGAUCCAUUUUAAAGCGCCCCUUUUUCUUUUUUUCAACUCUCAACCCGAUUAUUUUCAUCAAUAAAAUAAUAUCAAAGCACAUUUUGGCGCCCCUAACUAGCUGGCACCUGGGGACAUCUGUCCCCCCCCGCCCCCACCACGCUACGCCUCUGGCGUGAGCUACGGUUCGCAUUUAGCUUUUAACGGCAAGCAUAUAUGUGGCACGCAUAGAGAAAGAGGAGAGACAUACAAAAUGAGAGUGAAAGACAGCGUGAUUGAAAGUGAGAGAGAAAUACACGGAGAGAGAAGAGCGAGAAGGAAAGAGAGAGAGAGAGAAAGAAAGAGAGUACGCAUGAAUGUGUACAUAAUUCGGGUUCUUUUUAUCAGUGUUCGCGGAUCUAUAAAUAGUAAGGGCACCGCCCUCUUGUUUUCUGUGAAAGCGAAAGUACGAUUCUUGACUUCCACUUCUUGCAUUGAGAACUUUUAAGACAGGAAAUAAUUCACUAGUUCCGACACGUGAUGCCAUGGUAGAAAGUAUCUUUUUUAUUAAAAAAAAUAAAUAAAUACCUGAUUUUAAAAAAAAUGGGAGCUUGAGACUAUUUGACCUUGACCUAGUUUGAUUGCUCUGUACAAGGCCACACUGCGGAGCAGACGGUGAGAUCAUCCCGUCUGAUCAAAGCGCCAUUGCAAACUCUGGGCAGGAAUGUUUAUGUGAUUUUUAUUAAUGUCCCAAGACAGGAAUGUUUAUGAGAAAUGUCCCUGGACAAUUUAUGUGAUUUUAAUUUUGUCCCACCUAGUGUUAUAUGCACGCCGCCUUAUAUUCUCUUACCUUAUUAUACGUUCUCUUAUUUUAUAAUCUAUAUUCUCUUACUGUAUAAUCUGUGUUUUCUUACCUGAUAAUAUAUUUUAACUUACCUUUUAAUCUAUAUUCUAUAACUCUUGUUGUUAUAUACGUUCUCUUACCUUAUAAUCUACGUUCUUUUAUCUUAUAAUCUAUGUUCUCUUAUGUUAUAAUCUAUAUAUAUUCUCUUACCUUAUAAUCUAUGUUCUCUUACUGUAUAAUUUAUAGUUUCUUAACAUUAUGAUCUAGAUUAUCUUAAUUACAAUCUAUGUUCUCUUACCUUAUGAUCUAUAUUCAAUAACGUUUAUAAUAUAUGUUAUCUUUCUUUAUAAUCUAUGUUCUCUUACCUUAUUAUCUAUAUUAUCUUAAAUUAUAAUCUUUCUUCUCUUACCUUAUAAUCUAUGAUCUAUAACUCUCAUAAUCUAUGUCAUCUUACCUUAUAAUCUAUGUUCUCUUACCUUAUUACCUAUGUUCUCUGACCUUAUAUCUUAAAUUAUACUCUUUGUUCAAUUACCUUAUAAUCUAUAUUAUAUAACUCGUAUAAUAUAUCUUCUCUUACCUUAUAAUGUAUAUUCCCUUGAAAUAUAAUCUAUGUUUUCUUAAAAUGUAAUAUAUGUUCUCUGACCUUAUGAUCUGUGUUCUCUUAUCUUAUGAUCUAUGUUCUCUUAAAUUAUAAUCUAUGUUCUCAUACAUUAUAAUAUGUCUUCUCUUACCUUUAUCAUCUACACGCUCCCAUCAUCCACGUUCACUGCUAUGCACUGACAGGUCCUAACUGUGAAGCAGACGGCCAGAUCAUUCCAGCGGGUCAAACGGUGCAGCUGGACUCUGGCUUGGAAUGCACAUGCGAGAGUGGCAUGGGCUAUUGGGGUCCAUCCCAGGCUCUCUGUACCCCCAAGCGCCCAAGCUGUGAAGUAAGCGUAACUAACUGUAUUGUUGGACUUUUAUAGCUACUUGAAAAAAAAUAAUUAAAAAUGGUCUAUUGAUGAAUUUGUCGUCGUCCCCCCACCCUCCCCCAAUAACACACCUUUUUUUUUAAACAGUGAUUUUAAACUUACUUGUAAACAUAUGAAAACUAUUUUGAUCUCUGCCUUGUUACCUUGCUAAUACGAUCUGUUUGCAUUUUAUAAUUAUUCUUUUUUACUCGAUUCUUUUAAUGAAGAAAUUUAAAAAAGCAGGUCUAAAACAGAAGUAUGAUUGCUAUGGGUAGCAUAGUUGCUAUGGGAAGUACGGUUGCUAUGGGUAGUAUAGUUGCUAUGGCAAGUAUGAUUGCUAUGGGUAGUAUAGUUGCUGUGGGAAGUAUGAUUGCUAUGGGUAGUAUAGUUGCUAUGGAAAGUACGGUUGCUAUGGGUAGUAUAGUUGCUAUGGAAAGUACGGUUGCUAUGGGUAGUACGGUUGCUAUGGGUAGUAUAGUUGCUAUGGAAAGUACGGUUGCUAUGGGUAGUAUAGUUUCUAUGGAAAGUACGGUUGCUAUGGGUAGUAUAGUUGCUAUGGGAAUUACGGUUGCUAUGGGUAGUAUAGUUGCUAUGGAAAGUAUGGUUGCUAUGGGUAGUAUAGUUGCUAUGGAAAGUACGGUUGCUUCGGGAUGUAUAGUUGCUAUGGGAAGUAUGAUUGCUAUGGGAAGUAUAGUUGCUAUGGGAAGUUUGAUUGCUAUGGGAUGUAUAGUUGCUAUGGGAAGUAUAGCUGCUAUGGGAAGUAUGAUUGCUAUGGGAUGUGUGGUUGCUAUGAGAAGUAUGGUUGCUAUGGGCUAUUGGAAGUAUGGGGCCUGACUUUUGGCAACGGUGAUGGUCAAUGACCGAUUCAUUUAUCUGUCACUGCUACCCUGCUGCUCGUUCGGCUGCCCGACGGCCCGUGUUAAGGACCCCAGGCGUUCCGGAUCUGGGCGCGAGCCAGAUUUUUUGGGGACCGCUGCCUUAAUCUCAAAGCGAAAUGUUUUAAUUCGUAAAUGCGUUCAUGAAUCAGUUGUUGUUGUUUUUUUUUAGUUUAUCGGGCGCGCAAACAAAAAUAUUUUUGAAUAUUAAGUUAUUUUUUACUUUGCUUAUGUAGGAGUCAUCCGGCCCUGGGAUGGACAUGACUUGUGGCUACUGCUGGUGUGAUGAAUACACCGGUGGCUGGGUGUGCCUUGAUAGACCUUGCUAUCCACCACUGUGUGUUGACGUCGUCAAGUCUGAAGAUGGUUGCUGUGAUGAGUGUCCUAACGGUGAGUUAAGCUUUGACGUCCUCGUAGAAAGGCGCAGCGAAGAGGCCUGAUAAGAAAAAUUACUAAAUUGAUUCUUUGUGCAUUAACCAGUCGGAUAGACGUAGGCCUAUAACUUUGGCAUCUGGAUAUGAGAAUCAGACUUUAGGCCCAAACAGGCACAAAAGGUUUGUUAUAUGACACGUGGACGGAAAUUUUCACUUAACAAAUCUGAAUCCUUGUAAACAAUUGUGAAGUGUCUGGCUAGUGCCUGUCUCUAUGAGUGUCUGACUAGUGCCUGUCUCUACGAGUGUCUGGCUAGUGCCUGUCUCUACGAGUGUCUGGCUAGUGCGUGUCUCUAUGAGUGUCUGCCUAGUGCCUGUCUCUAUGAGUGUCUGGCUAGUGCGUGUCUCUACAAGUGUCUGGCUAGUGCGUGUCUCUAUGAGUGUCUGGUUAUUGCCUGUCUCUACGAGUGUCUGGCUAGUGCCUGUCUCUACGAGUGUUUGGCUAGUGAAUGUGUCUAAGAGCAUCUGGCAAGAGUGGGUCUCUACGAGUGUGUUGCUAGUGCCUAUCUCUACGAGUGUCUGGCUAGUGCGUGUCUCUACGAGUGUCUGGCUAGUGCGUGUCUCUACAAUUGUCUGGCUAGUGCGUGUCUCUACGAGAGUCUGGCUAGUGCGGGUCUCUAUUAGUAUUAGUGUCUGGCUAGUGCGUGUCUCUACAAGUGUCUGGCUAGUGCGUGUCUCUAUUAGUAUUAGUGUCUGGCUAGUGCUGUCUCUAGGAGCGUUAGCUAGAGUGUGUCUCUUCAAGUGUGUUGCUAGUGCCUAUCUCUACGAGUGUCUGGCUAGUGCAUGUCUCUACGAGUGUCUAGCUAGUUCAUGUCUCUACAAUUUUCUGGCUAGUGCAUGUAUCUACGAGUGUCUGGCGGCUAGUGCAUGUCUCUACAAUUAUCUGGCUAGUGCGUGACUCUACGAGUGUCUGGCUAGUGCAUGUCUGUACAAUUGUCUGGCUAGUGCGUGUCUCUACCAUUGUCUGGCUAAUGCGUGUCUCUACGAGUGUCUGGCUAGUGCGUGUCUCUACGAGUGUUUGGCUAGUGAAUGUGUCUAAGAGCAUCUGGCAAGAGUGGGUCUCUACCGAAAUCUGGCUAAAGGGCCUCUACCAAUUGUCUGGCUAGAGUGUAUCUCUACAAAAUUUAUGGCUACAUCCUCUACCGAUGUCUGGCAAGAGUGUUUCUCUACCAAGGCCUGGUUUGAGUGUUUAUGCUUAGUGUGUGUCUGACUAGAGUGUGUCUCUACCGAGUGUCUGGCUAGAGUUUGUAUCCACAAGCGUCUGGUUAGAGAGUGUCUCUACCGAGUGUUCGGCUAAAGUGAGUCGCUACCGAGUGUCUGGCUAGAGUGUGUAAAGACUACAUUAUCAUAAUUAUCACGUUCAUAAUUUUCAUCUUUUCAGACAUAUGCAUUUGUAUAUUAGUCAAGAGAUACCAUGUCUCCUUUAACUUCACAGGCUACAACUGUGAGGCUUUUGGAGAGAUUAUACCAUGGGGAGAGAUGAAAACACUUGCCAGUGGCAUGGUGUGUUCCUGUGAAUUUGAUUGGAGCUUUGGCUCGUCGCCUCUGCAAGCUCAAUGUUUCCUAAUACCGGAGACGACUCAGCCCACACCCGAGUACACACCUGAGCACACACCUGAGAACACACCUGAGAACACACCUGAGAACACACCUGAAAGCACACCUGAGAACACACCUGAGAGCACAACUGAGAACACACCUGAAAGACCACCUGAGAUCACACUUGAGUCCGCACCCGAGGACACACCUGUGGAAAAGUGAUAGACCCCGUACAACUAUGUUAUUAUUCACAAGUGAGGGGGCCCUUAAAUCACCCCCAGAUGUCGACAGCCACCGCCCCAACCCCCUCACACCAUUAUAGCAUUUUAGGACAUUAACACAAUUCAUGUAAAAGGUUCUAACAGAUUAAAAAAAUUCUACAUUCCGCUAAUUUCUCUCCUCCCCCCCCCCCUUCACCCCAAUGCCAUGUCAACAUAUCUAAUGAUGUCACAAAAGGAUAACAAUAUUAUAGCAUUUUAGGACAUUACCACAAUUCAUGUAAAAGGUUCUAACAGAUUAAAAAAAUUCUACCUUCCGCUAAUUUCUCUCCUCCCCCCCACCUUCACCCCAAUGCCAUGUCAACAUAUCUAAUGAUGUCACAAAAGGAUAACAAUAAAAUAAAUGUUUGAAAAUUAUUUUAAAACAUUGACAAUUUGCCUUCUUCAUUUAGGUUGAGAAUCUUCAUUAAGCAAAUUUGUUAUUGAGAUAAGUGUAUUGAAAGGAAGAAUUUAUUAAAUCCUUUAUUUUAACUUCACUUUUGUUCGUGGCUGGCUAAAUCUUCGGACGGCUAAUCGACCCGCUUCCCGCCAAC
This is a messenger RNA of Lymnaea stagnalis (great pond snail), 15690 nucleotides long. The record is from the annotation of a GenBank genome assembly. NCBI's taxonomy places the organism in Eukaryota, Metazoa, Mollusca, Gastropoda, Lymnaeidae.